This is a messenger RNA of Paramecium sonneborni, 480 nucleotides long. NCBI's taxonomy places the organism in Eukaryota, Ciliophora, Oligohymenophorea, Peniculida, Parameciidae. The record is from the annotation of a GenBank genome assembly.
AUGAAACAACCCAUCUUAAAUAAGGGCUCAAAACCUGAAAAGAAUCCAACUUCUUACAAUAAUGAUGGUUUUGGAAGAGAUACAUAUAUUUCCUAUAAUAAUGGUGGAAAUUUCGGUACUGAAUUCAGAUUUCUUACUAUACAAUAAAACAGAUCAGGAAUGAAUAUGAUGCCAAGUCCUGCUUCUAGAGCAUCAGAAGUGCCUUAACGUAUAUUCUAUUAAUGUGAUGGAACUGGAAGAGAUACAUAUGUUUUGUAUUAUCUAUCAUUUAUUUAGAUAAAAUGUAUAGGAAAAAUACUCUCCGAUGCAAAAUUAUAAGAGAAUGCUCAGAAGUUCAGAUCAAUUCUUCUCCACUCCUAAAUAUAGGUAUGAAUUGCCACCUCUUGCAAGAGAAAAGUUUAGGAGAACCCAAUAAUCUUAGAGGAGUCUCAUCGGUCGAUUAUCAUAACCUAAAAUAAAACAAAGUUGUUGAAUUAUAAU